Molecule: messenger RNA, 1768 nt
Organism: Nymphaea colorata (pocket water lily)
Lineage: Eukaryota; Viridiplantae; Streptophyta; Magnoliopsida; Nymphaeales; Nymphaeaceae
Product: pectinesterase-like
Exons: 2
Coding region: 36-1622 (528 amino acids)
Biological process (GO): cell wall modification
Molecular function (GO): pectinesterase inhibitor activity; pectinesterase activity
Source: RefSeq, a predicted model, not a curated record
GGACUCCAAGGAACAGGGACCAAACGGUGACCGCCAUGGCUUGGCCACCACCUUCAAGGUCUCGUCUUCUUCCGUUGGCCCUGCUUCUGUUCAUUUCUCUGCCUCAGUACUCAUCUGCCGCUCCCAGCUCGGCCGUCGACCCUGCUUCCCGGAACGAAUACGACCGCGUCGAUGGAUCGUUGGCGGUCAUCGGCAUUGCGAUGAACGCGACGAUCGGCAAGGUCCAUACCGCCAUCAACUCCAUGUACGGGUUCAUGCCAUUGUCAGUCGACCAGAGAGAGCAAAAUGCAGUGCGGGAUUGCAUCGAGCUUCUUGACCUCUCCGCUCAAGAGCUCACCUGGUCCUUGUCCAAGCUGAAUGAACUGCACUCCAGUUCUUCAUCUUCAGACGUGGUUUCAUGGCUGAGUGCUGCAUUCGGCAACCAAGACACAUGUCUAGAAGGAUUCGCAGGCACCCGCAGCCAAGUAGGGGACUACAUCAAGGUGCACCUGGAUCAAAUUACGCAGGUAGUGGGCAGCAUGCUGGCCAUGGUGCGUAACGUACACACUCUACCCAUAGAGCCGGAGACCCCCGUUGAUAUCCCCGGCGACGGCAUCGCCGAUGCAGACGGCUUUCCGGACUGGUUUCAGGACGACGACAGGCAGAUCCUGCACCGGCAUCCCAGGCGAUUGCGUUUCGAUGCCGUGGUUGCCAUGGACGACAGUGGGAAUCACAGCUCUAUCAUGGAGGCCAUAAAUGCUGCUCCCGACCAUAGCGCGAGGAAAUAUGUGAUUCAUGUGAAGCGUGGGGUGUACAGAGAGUACGUCCAGAUAAAGAAGAAGAAGACCAACAUUGUCUUGAUUGGUGAGGGGGUUGGCGUCACCGUCAUCUCAGGUGAUCGAAGCUUCGCUCAGGGAUUCACCACGUUCCGCACUGCAACCUUUGCUGUCUCGGGAUUGGGUUUCAUAGCCCGAGACAUAACGUUUCGGAACACAGCAGGGCCCCAGAAUGGUCAGGCCGUGGCUCUGCGGGUCGACUCGGACAGAUCGGCCUUUUUCAGGUGCAGCAUAGAGGGGUACCAGGACACUCUCUAUUCCCACUCCCUCCGUCAAUUCUACCGCGAUUGCAGCAUCUACGGCACUGUGGACUUCAUCUUCGGCAACGGCGCGGCAGUCUUUCAGAACUGCAACAUCUAUGCUCGAAAGCCGCUUCCCAACCAGAAAAUCUCCAUCACGGCGCAGGGGCGGAAGGAUGCGAACCAGAACACCGGCUUCGUCAUCCAGAAGUCCGGUCUCUUUCCGACCUCAGACCUGGCCCGGGUCUCCUCGGCCUACCCGGCUUACCUGGGUCGCCCUUGGAAACCCUAUGCCCGGACCGUCUUCAUGCAGACCUACAUGGGGAACCACAUCCGCCCCGAAGGUUGGCUUGAGUGGCUUGGGCAUCCUUACGAUAGCUCCGUCUACUAUGCAGAGUAUGAGAACAGUGGUCCAGGUUCAAACCUUCGCGGACGAGUUAAGUGGCCUGGUUUUCACGCGAUUGGGUCAGAGGUGCAGGCUAGAGCUUUCACCGUCGGCACCUUCCUUGAUGGAAGAUCGUGGCUACCGCACACCGGCGUGCCGUUCACGGCUGGAUUUAACAAAUAACUAAUAUAUCAUUAUCAUCGAUAAAGCUUGUUUAGCUGUAUGCACAAUAUUUGUGAUCGUUGUCGCUCCUUUUGGAUUUGUACUGUCCGUUCAAGUAGUUGGCUUAUUUUAAUGCAAGAGAAAACACCCUAUCUGUAUUUGGAUCA